Messenger RNA from Alnus glutinosa, 3174 nucleotides. RefSeq lists its product as uncharacterized. Lineage: Eukaryota; Viridiplantae; Streptophyta; Magnoliopsida; Fagales; Betulaceae. The transcript is spliced from 6 exons. The coding region runs from base 1 to 3174 and encodes 1057 amino acids. The record is from RefSeq and is a predicted model, not a curated record.
AUGUGGACCUCCAAUGGCCUUAGUUAUGUGGCUAGUGGGGUAAGUGUUCCACUUUAUGCUAACAAAGUAACAGAGGAGCAGAAACGCCUAGGGUUUGCUAGAGUCCUAAUUGAGAUUGAUGUUCAUUCUACAUGCCCUAAGGAGUUGAUAAUUUGUCGAGCUAAUGGAGAUAUUGUUACUGUUGGUGUUGUCUAUUCAUGGUUGCCUCCUAAGUGCUCUACUUGUGGAACUUUUGGCCAUGCAACAUACACUUGUAAUAAGAAAGAACAGAAGGUGUGGGUGCCUAAGAAGAUCAGUAAUAGUCCUCAUAAGAAGGUUAGCCUUGGUGCUAAGCCGGCUUUUAAUAGGACUAUUAGCAAACCGGGGAUAGGCCCUAAACCUAAGAGUAAAAAAGGAGAGAUUCGGCUCUCAAAUUCUUUUGAUAGACUUAGCCAGGAUGGGGGGUUUGAGGAAGAGGAUAAGCCUAGAACCCCAACUACAUUCUUGCAAGUAUUUGAGAAAGCUAUGUCAGACAAGGGGAAGGGAAUUUUGGAAGCGAGCCCUGCUGGAAAGGGCUGGAAAGUUAUCAACAACUACUCUAAACAUUGUUUAGGGAAGAUAUGGAUAUGCUGGGAUCCAGGUGGAGUUAAGAUUGAUGUUGUUAAUGUUCAUGCUCAAGUUAUAACUUGUAGUGUGACGUUUCUAGAUUCUGGUGGCUCUUGGAUGAUCUCAGCAGUUUAUGGAGCUACUCAUGGACUUGAGAGAAGAAGUCUUUUUAAGGAAUUAACUGAGGUAAAGGUUGCUAUGGGUAGGAAACCUUGGUUGAUCACUGGUGAUUUCAAUGUUAUUAGGUUUCUGGAUGAGAAAUGGGGUAAGGAGGGUUUUUCUUGCUAUGAAAAAGAAUUUGUUGAUUGUAUCCAGAAUUUAGAAGUUGAUGAUAUUGCCUAUACUGGAUGUUUUCAUACUUGGACAAACAAGCAGAUUGGAGCUGAUUUUGUUUCCAAGAAAUUGGAUAGGGUGUUGGCUAAUGGAGACUGGUUUGCUACUUUUAGCAACACAGUUGUGGAGUUUCUUGAAAGGGGGGUUUCUGACCAUUCCUCUGCUCUUUCUACCAAAACUGUCUUGAAAAUUAAAAAUAGAGAGUGUUUUGGAGGUUUGGGGCUAAAGGUAAAGCAGGCUAGGGCUAAUUUAGAGUCUGCCCAAGCAGAGUUUAUUGCUUCUAGGGGAAGUGCAGAAUGUCAGGUGAAGGAAAGGGAAUGCCUUCAUCUUUUGACUUCUCUUUUAUCUGCUGAAGAAAACUUCCUCAAACAGAAGUCUAGAGUGAAAUGGCUUAAUCUUGGGGAUGGCAACACCGCAUUCUUUCAUAAUUCUGUUAAGGCUCGGAAUUCUUCCAACCUUAUCAAGAUGGUUAAGGAUGAGCAUGGUCAUAGUUACCAUGAGUUUAGUGAGAUUAAAAGGCUGGCUAUUUCUUUCUAUAAGAACUUAUUGGGCCAUUCUUCCCAUGUUUUUACUCCAGAGAAGGCUGAGAGGGUGGCUAAUCUCAUCAAAAAGAAAUUUUCAGUUGGCUGUGUUGCAAAAAUGGAAGCUCCUGUUACUAGAAUUGAGAUUAAGGAUGUUGUGUUUUCCAUGAAUCUGAGCAAGGCUCCAGGGCCAGAUGGCUUUUCUGCAGGGUUUUAUCAGAAAGCCUGGGCUGUAGUUGGUGAUGAUCUUUGUGAAGCUAUUCUGAAAUUUUUCUCAUUUGGAAAGUUAUUGAAGGAAACAAAUGCUACUAUUCUCACUCUUAUCCCUAAAAAGAAGAAUGCUUCUUAUAUGAGUGAGUACAGGCCCAUUGCUUGCUGCAAUGUAGUGUAUAAAUGUAUCACCAAAAUCCUUGCAAAUAGAUUGAUCCACGGGUUGGAUGAAGUGAUUGGUUCAAAUCAGGGAGCUUUUAUCCCUAAAAGAGGCAUUGCAGAAAAUAUCCUCUUAGCCCAAGAGGUUGUUUGUGACUAUCAUAAGACUAAUGGUGUUCCUAGAUGUACACUCAAAGUUGACUUGAUGAAGGCUUAUGACUCUCUGGAUUGGGAGUAUGUGCUGCACUGCCUAAAGUGUUUUGGUGCCCCCAGUAAAUUCAUUUAUUGGAUUAGAGCUUGUAUAACUAGUCCCAGCUUUACUAUUGCUUUGAAUGGCACAUUGGUUGGGUUUUUUCAAGGAAAGAAGGUGCUGAGACAAGGGAAUCCCAUUUCGCCUUAUCUUUUUGUUUUAGCUAUGGAAGGUCUGACUCUUUUGAUGGAGGAAGCUGCCACUUCUCCUCAAUUCGGUUAUCAUCCAAAAUGUGCGGCAGUCAAUUUAACUCAUCUGUGUUUUGCAGAUGACUUAUUGGUGUUUUCAGCAGCUUCUACCUCCUCUGUGACUACCAUUAUUGGAGCCCUUGCUGAGUUUGAGCAUAUUUCGGGUUUGAAGGCUAAUCCAUCCAAAAGUUCCAUUUUUAUUGCUGGAGUUGCUGAGGAUGUGAAGCAGAGUAUUUUAAAUAUUCUGCAGAUGCUAGAGGGUACCCUCCCUGUCAGAUAUCUUGGUGUUCCCUUCAUCACCAAAAGGCUUACUGCUAUUGAUUGUGAGGCUUUAGUAAACAAGAUUACUGCCUGGGAAGGAGGUCUUGGGAUUAAAAGAAUUGAAGUAUGGAAUAAAGCCUCUAUGCUCAAUCAUAUCUGGAACUUAUUCACUAAGGCUGGAUCCUUAUGGGUUGCUUGGAUUAAUGUAAACAGGUUUAAGGGUAGAUGGUAUCUUUUGGAAACCUUUGGCCACCGUAUUGUUCAUGAUUCAGGCUUUCCUUUACGGUCUAAAGUUGAAGUUGCUAUAAAAAAUGGAGAGUGGAAUUGGCCUCCAGCUUGUUCUGAUGCUUUGGUUGUAAUUCAAAGCAAACUCUUUGAGGUGGGAAUUGGAGAUACUGAUUUAGCUGUUUGGAAUGCUAAAAAUGGACAGUAUACAUGUGCUGAUGCUUGGGACAAGCUUAGAGAGGUGCAUCCGGUAGUUGGAUGGUGGAAAUUGGUCUGGAAAUCAGUUGCAGCUUUAUCCGUUGUUAAGUUUCUUCAUGGUAACAACCCACGACCAGAGGAAGAUCGAGUGGCUAGGUCAAAUUGGAGGUGCGGGUUAGAGUUGAGUACAGAGUUUCUUGUUAAUAGAUGGGGUUGGAGUUUUGAUGCUCUUGUAGUUGUUUGA